AUGAAAAAUGAAAACGGAGGAGGCAAAAAAUUCCAACUUUCAGCCUUUCAAUUCGGAGAAAGAAAAAAUGUCAGAUUUUACUUUUCUAGGGUUCUGGGUCAGAUCGUAGUUUGGUCUGGACAAGAUAUUGUUAAUGUUGAUUCGGAUGCUUUAGCUUUAUCUGAUGAUCAUAUCAACCCCAAUUCAAUUGUCUCCGGUGACCAGCUUCCUAUGAUGUUGACUUUUAGUCAAGAACAAUCAGAGGACUUAUCUGCAAGUUUAGGUACUCCUUCUUCCAAACGUGACCGGAUUUUGGCUAUCGAGUCCGGAGCUGAAUCUUCUACCACAAAGAAACAUUGUACUAGAAUUGAUNAUAUUGAUUCAUGCAAUGACGUCUCUAAAGUUGCUAUGGUUGCAUCCAAUGGGGAUUCUCCGAAGAAGAACGAUUCGAAUGUAGAUUUAUCUAAGCGGAUUGAUGGUUCUGAUGAUGGUAUCCAGGACUUUGAUUGUGUUAUCACUGGUGGGAAGUCUCCUUCGAAUGAGGCAGUUGGUGAAAAUAAACCGAAAUUGACUGGAGGAUUGCUUCAAAUGAAGAUCGAGAAACCUUAA
Molecule: messenger RNA, 588 nt
Organism: Arabis nemorensis
Lineage: Eukaryota; Viridiplantae; Streptophyta; Magnoliopsida; Brassicales; Brassicaceae
Source: the annotation of a GenBank genome assembly